Messenger RNA from Spirodela intermedia, 1500 nucleotides. NCBI's taxonomy places the organism in Eukaryota, Viridiplantae, Streptophyta, Magnoliopsida, Alismatales, Araceae. The record is from the annotation of a GenBank genome assembly.
AUGAUCUCACUCUCUCCGCCACCAAACGCCGCCCCGUCGGAAGCUUGGCGGCGAUUACACCGCCAUGGCCGUUCCGUCCUCCGCUGCCGCUCAGCAGUCGUUAGAACCUUUGCGACGAGUUCGCCUUCCUCGUCUUCUCCAUCCGCGGUGACCUUCCCCCCUCCAUCGGGGGAUCCCCCGCGCGCAGUGGUGAUCGGCGCGGGGCUCGCAGGCCUCGCGGCGGCCACCCGGCUUCACGCCGCCGGCGUCCCCGUGGUCGUCCUCGAGUCCUCCGAUGGCGUCGGCGGCCGCGUCCGCACCGACGCCGUCGACGGAUUCCUCCUUGACCGCGGCUUCCAGAUCUUCAUCACCGCCUACCCCGAGGCGAGGAAGGUCCUGGACUACGCGGCGCUCGAUCUGCAGAAGUUCUACUCCGGCGCACUCGUCUACGCCGGUGGCGGCCGGUUUCAUCGCGUCGCCGAUCCCCUGCGUCACCCGCUCGACGGCGUCGGCAGCCUCCUCAAUCCCGUCGGCACGGUGCCGGACAAGCUGCUUGUCGGCCUCGCGCGGUUCCUCGCCGCCGCGCGGGACGACGAGGAGAUACUCGCGGCGGAGGAGGUGGCAAUCAUCGACCGACUCCGCGCUUUCGGAUUCACUGAUUCCAUCGUGGAUCGGUUCUUCCGGCCGUUCUUCGGCGGCGUGUUCUUCGAUCGGGAGCUCGAGACGACCUCCAGGCUCUUCGAUUUCGUGUUCAAGUGCCUCGCUCUGGGGGACAACACUCUCCCCUCGGGAGGAAUCGGCGACAUCGCGGAGCAGCUGGCCUCGAGGCUACCGCGAGGGGCCAUUCGACUGGAGACGAAGGUCGUUGGCGUAGAUCCGGUGACGGACGACGGCGCCGCCGCUGUGAGGCUCCAAGGGGGCGAGGUCAUUGCGGGCGAGUUGGGAGUAAUCGUGGCGGUAGAAGCGCCGGAGGCGGCGAAGCUCCUCCCGUGGGCGGCGGCGCUGCAGAAGAAGCUCUCCGGCCGGCGGGCCUCCCGGAGCACCACCUGCCUGUACUACACGGCGGAGCGGGCGCCGCCGGUGAGGGAGCCGAUCCUGCUCCUGAACGGGACGGGGGAGGGGCGGGUGAACAACAUGUUCUUCGCCACCAAUGUCUCGCCGUCUUACGCCCCACCGGGGAAGACUCUGGUGUCGGUAUCGCUGAUCGGGACGGCGGCGGAGGAGGAGGACGACGGCCGGCUGGCGGCGGAGGUCGCGGCGGAGCUAGGCGGCUGGUUCGGCGAGGCGGAGGUAGCCGGGUGGCGCCACCUGAGAACGUACCGCAUCCCGUUCGCGCAGCCGGACCAGAGCCCACAGACGGAGCUGACGGCGGUGGACCCGAGAGCCGGCGGCGGCGUGUACCUCUGCGGAGACCACAUGCGCUCGGCAACCUUCGACGGGGCCCUGGUUUCCGGCAGGGUGGCGGCGGAAGCACUCAUCGGCGAUCGCUUCCCCUCGGGAAAGCUUCUUCCUCUGGUCUGA